Messenger RNA from Ostertagia ostertagi, 468 nucleotides. The record is from the annotation of a GenBank genome assembly. NCBI's taxonomy places the organism in Eukaryota, Metazoa, Nematoda, Chromadorea, Rhabditida, Trichostrongylidae.
UCAUUAUGAACGACGACUUGGUGGCUGAGGCGGCCAAUAACAAUCAUGUUAAACUGUCAGAAACUCAGCUAAUACAUAACGAAUUCGGUGCCCCGCUGGAGGAGUGUUAUAAACUAGCUGUGAGGUUCUAUAAAGAGAAGGAAAAAUCAGGAGAUUUGGUAAUGUCAUACCAUGAUCGUGUGAAGCUGAUGGCUCUUAAUAAACAGGUUCGUAAUGGGCCUUUUGCGGAUAGCUCUGAAACGGCAGGAUGGUUCGAUGUUUUUGGGAAUGACAUUGCUCGGAAAUUCCUUCAACAGAAAUUAGAUGCAAAAUGGAAGCACGUCUGUGUACUUCAUCUGAAUCGCGAUGUCAUUGGAGUUGUUGUCGUUGAGAUGCAGCGAAUGCAUUCCUCACGGGCAAACCACAAGGAUAUUUUCUUGGCUUUUCCAAAACGAAUCGACACUGCUGUUAUCAUACCGAAGCUUGUAU